AUGAAGAUGCUUAUGUUGACGAUGAACCCUAACAAAGACAAAGAGGAUCGAAUCAGCGAGCUUCCAGACCACAUCAUCCACAAUAUUCUUCGAUUUAUACCCAUUAGAACCGCCGCACAAACUAUGAUCCUUUCACACCGUUGGAAGAACGUUUUUUCUUCAAUCCCCGACCUCGAUUUCACAACCAUCCAUGUUUCUCCGCCUCCUUUCAAUUUUAUGGCCAAUGAUAGAGACAUCAAUUUCCUCACCAACACUCUAUCACUCCGCGACAACAGCUUUACUAUCAGAACCCUAAAAUUGAAAUCUUCUCAAUUGAGUUGCAUGGCCUUCAACUUCAUAAUGAAAUACCCCAAAUUCAUUGAUAUUGAAGAGCUAGACGUGAGGGUACAAGACACACAUUACUUCAAUAUCCCGUGGAGCAUCAUCAGACGUGUGAGAGUUUUAAAGUUAAAUAUCAUGUUUUUACACUUUGAUCGCCUUAUUAUACCGUCGUUGAUGAAGAGAGAAUUCAAAUUUCUCCAUACAAUGAUCCUACAUCAGGUAUCUUUCCUUCUUCUUUUCCAUGAUAAGCACGUAUUCACAGAUACCUUAUUUCCGUGUCUGAAAAAGUUGAGAAUGGAAUGGUGUUUCCGUGUGCAAGAACUUACCUUGAGAUGUAGUGGGUUGAAAGAUUUUAUCAUAAAGAAUUGUUGUGACCUUAAUGAAUUGGAUAUCUAUGGAUUAAACUUAGAGAGAUUGAAGGUAAAAAAUUGCUUUGAAGAUUUCUCAGAUCACACCAAGGUCAAGAUCAUUGCUCCUGUAUUGAAGGUUCUUAAAUGGGUGAAUGUUCAUUCAACUCGUACUUCUUUUCACUUGGAGAAAUCAUAUCUAUUGGAGAAGGUUAUCAUUAGUUUAUUAUAUAAAGCCAACCUUAUACCACCAAAACAUGUACAAGAAUUGUCCAAUAUGAUGAAUGCUUUAUCUCAUGCUAGGUUUUUAAAGUUUAAUUAUGCAUCUAUUGAGGUUUUCUCAUUAAAUGAAUUUAUUUUAGAAAAUAAAUUUGAGAAUUUAAGAACUCUCGAAAUUACCCUAGAAUAUUCUGACUUGAAUGGCUACAACAACUUUUUAGUUAUUGCUACACUAUUAAAAAACUCUCCUUACCUAGAUACACUCGGCAUCACAAUCGACAGAAUAUAUACGGGAUGCCAUAAGUGUCAGAUGAAUGACUUAAACAACGAUAAAUACUGGGAAGAACAACUUCCGGAAAUGCAUUCUUUUCUUAAUCAUAUAAGGAAGGUUAAGUUGGACGUGAUUUUUGAAUCUUAUGAAGAUAAUAUUAGUCUGGCAAAGUUUUUACUAAAGAAUGGAAAAGUUCUCGAACAAAUGGUUUUGUGCAUCGAAUUAAAUACUCUACUAGAAUUGGCUCGUUACAAAUUGAUGAUGUCUGAUUUAAUGAAAUGUUCUUGGGCAUCUUCUAAAGCUAAAAAGCGAGCCGUCUUUUCAACAUCUCUGCUAGUAUCUGUAACGGUUAUAGAGAAACCCGUUACAGAUAAGGCUUCAGUUAAAACUUUUGGUGAGGGAUAUCUGUAA
Molecule: messenger RNA, 1569 nt
Organism: Impatiens glandulifera
Lineage: Eukaryota; Viridiplantae; Streptophyta; Magnoliopsida; Ericales; Balsaminaceae
Product: putative F-box/FBD/LRR-repeat protein At4g03220
Exons: 4
Coding region: 1-1569 (522 amino acids)
Molecular function (GO): protein binding
Source: RefSeq, a predicted model, not a curated record